AUGCGAUCACGACCUCACUCCCCCCAUGCACAGCCCAAGACCCAGGUUACUGUUAACCACCAGCUGCGCAGCUAUCUCGUCACUGAGCGGGAGGCUGCGGCAGCUGACGGCCUGGGUCAUGUUGUGGAGCUGUGCAAUGCGGGUCUCGAGCUAGCCAACGUGCAGCUGGGCCCCUAUAUCGAUGACUGGAUUAAAAAGCACUUUCCAGAACAGCGGGGUGGUAAGAAGGGGGAGAAGAAGGGGAACAAACCCCCUCAGAGAAACUACGCCCAAAUAACAACAGGGCGGGGUCCUAGGGCAGAAGGUUUCAAAAAAGCCCAGGACCUCUUCAACAAAAACCGUAGCUCUCUAGCGGAGAAAAUUAUUUCUGGAACUCCGCUAGACGAGAAGGAAGUUACUCCCCCUAUUGACGAGGUCGAACGGUUGUAUCGCGGCAUCUUGGAGUCGUCUGCGCGAGAGGUGACAGACGUUCAUAACAAACCGCUGACGGAGGACACGAAAACGUUCCUGCCCUUCAGGCAGGACGAGAUUGAAAAUGCCAAAACGUCUUGGGGCAACUCGGCGCCUGGCGCCGACGGAAUUACAGUGUCCUCCGUGAAACGGGCCAACAACAGGGUGCUGUCCGUACUAUUCUCUAUUAUUUUGAUACGGAAUGUGCACCCUGUUUGCUUCCGCCGUUCGCGCACUACUAUUAUUUAUAAAAUGGUCAACGGUGUGACCCGGCCAACUGGCGCCCACUCACUAUCGGGAGUGCCCUUCAGAGGCUGA
Molecule: messenger RNA, 768 nt
Organism: Acanthoscelides obtectus
Lineage: Eukaryota; Metazoa; Arthropoda; Insecta; Coleoptera; Chrysomelidae
Source: the annotation of a GenBank genome assembly